AUGUCAUCUGGAAUCCAAUCAUUGUUGAAGACUGAAAAAGAAGCUGCUGAGAUUGUCAACGAAGCAAGAAAGUACAGAACCAACAGAUUGAAGUCUGCCAAGGCCGACGCCCAAUCUGAAAUCGAUGAAUACAAGAAACAAAAGGAAUCUGAGUUGAAGAAGUACGAAGAUGACCAUGCUGGAUUGAACGACUCCAUCAGUAAGGAUGCUGACACCCAAGUCGAAAAGGAAUUGCAAGACAUCAAAUCCAAGUACGCUGAAAAGAAAUCUUCAGUUGUUAAGUUGUUGGUCGAUGCCACCCUCAACCCAACUCCAGAAUUACACAUCAAUGCUAGUCAAUAA
This is a messenger RNA of Suhomyces tanzawaensis NRRL Y-17324, 342 nucleotides long. RefSeq names its product H(+)-transporting V1 sector ATPase subunit G (gene VMA10). Bases 1 to 342 code for a protein of 113 amino acids. Lineage: Eukaryota; Fungi; Ascomycota; Pichiomycetes; Serinales; Debaryomycetaceae. Gene Ontology annotation, biological process: proton transmembrane transport. The transcript has a single exon. Gene Ontology annotation, molecular function: proton-transporting ATPase activity, rotational mechanism. The record is from RefSeq and is a predicted model, not a curated record. Gene Ontology annotation, cellular component: vacuolar proton-transporting V-type ATPase complex.